AUGUCCCAAACAAACAUUUCUUCCGAUGGUGGCAAUAUAGAACUAGGUGCUAGCUUACUCAUUAGUGGUAGCAAAUACAACAAGAUAUGGCGUAAAAGUUUAUACGUGGGAUUCAUGAUCUCCUUGAAGAAGCCUACAACUUUUAGUAGCAACUAUGAAGAAUCUACAUCAUCAUUACUGUCCGGUUCAUUGCAUCGUAGUCCUCCUGCUAGAACAUCAUCAGCCAAAUCUUUUGUUUCAAUUGAUGUAAUCUCUCGUGUCCAAAAGGAGCGAGAAGAAGACGACAUGGUAGAAGAACGUGUUAGGACUGAUAUUGAUAGAAUUGUGAAGGAGAAGGACCUGAAAUCUCUUGUUGAACUUGGUGGAGUUGGUAGAGUUUGCCAUGUUCUUCAUGGUCAAUCUCAACACUCAUCAGAGGAGAUCGUUGAGAACCUUGGAGCAACCUUCUCUGGGUUUCUUUGGAAAAGCUGCAAGCAAAAUCUUUACACAAUUUCAAUGCUGUCGAUUUCAGCCUUAUUAUCCUUUGCCAUAGAGUUUAAACAGGAGGGGCCUAGAUAUGGUUGGCAUGAUGGUGUUGCUAUGGUUUUUGCUGUUUUCCUUCUGCUUGCAUUCUCUUCAAUAACUAGCUUUUGGCGCGAAAGAAAAACAAUCAAGUUGGCAAAGAAAAAAGGUGAAGCAAUGAAAUUCAAUGUCAAAAGACAUGAAGUUGAUCUUACUCUUUCCAUGUAUGAUAUUGUGGUGGGUGACAUGGUGUGUUUGAGUCCUCAUUAUGAGGUUCCUGCUGAUGGUUUGCUUUUGAGUGGUGACAAUCUUAUGUUGGCUGAGGGAAUGAAAAAUGAAAGAAUUGAUUGCGAAGCGAACCCGUUUCUUGUGGCCGGUUCAAAGGUGAUUGAAGGUCAUGGAUGGAUGCUUGUGACAUCAAUUCGAAACAAAUCAAACUCGGCUGAUAUCAAGAGAUGCCUUUUGGAAAAUCGAAUUGAGAAGCCAAUUUCAUACCUUGACAAAGUUUCUCUUUUUAUCUUUACACUUGUUGCACUUGUGUUGUUCAUUCGUCUAAUUUGUAAAAAAGACAUUGAUGAUGGCGGACUUCCAGAUAUUAAAGGGAGUAAUGUUUCAGUUAGCAUGUUAACAAAACUCCUUGAAGAUAUUUUUUCAAGGCCACAGGGAAGGAUUGAAAUUUUAGCACGUCUUUUUAGUGUUAUAGUACUAUGUGUGCAACAUGGAGUACCAUUGAUGAUUCCCUUAUCUCUCCAUUACCAAAAUGAUGAAGUACUGAUUAAUCAAGAGGUUGUUCUUAAUGAUUUGUCAGCUUGUACAACAAUGGGGUUGGUAAAUGUCAUAUGCAUCGAUGUAUCUGGCGGUGGACUAAUAUUUAAGCCGAUGGAGGUUGGUAAAAUAUGGAUAGGGGAAGGAGAGACAGACGUGAACAAUAUUCAGGGAUCGGGAACAUGUCAAGUUGUGCUAGAGAAGCUUAAACAAGGAGUUUGUUUAUCAGUUCUUGCACCAGAACUAUCUCCUCAUGUGUCUAACUCCCUUGUUUCUUGGGCAACAAGAAAAUUGGAAAUGGACAUUAUAUCUUUUAGAGAAAAUUUUCAUAUUCUUAAGCAUGGAAAAUUGGAUUCUAACCAAGAGGGCAGUGGAGUUUUGGUGAGAAAAGUAAGUGCCAAUGAACAAGAUAUGCACUUGCACUGGAGUGGGGAUGCAUCCAUAAUGCUGGAAAUGUGUUCACAAUACUAUGAUAGUGAAGGAAGAUGUCAUUCCAUUGAAAAUCAGAAAAUCAAAUUCGGGCAAGUGAUUCAAGAAAUGGAGAGUAGUGACCUUAAACCAUUUGCAUUUGCUUAUAGACAAACACAGGUGCAAGAACUCAAGCAAGACGAGAUGACCUUAUUAGCACUAAUAGGUCUCAAAUACAAAUGUCAAGAAUCGACAAAAAUGGCUUUGAAAACCCUUCAAAAUAAUGGAAUACAUAUCAAAUUGGUCUCAGAGGAUGAUGACAUCAUGACACUGAGUGACAUGGCUUGUAAACUGGGAAUGGAAGUGUCGAUAGACGGUGGUCACCUUGAAGGAGAGCAAAUUCGUGAUUUGGAUGACAAAACCAAAUUGGUUAAAGUGGAUAAAGCCAUUGCAAUGGGAAGCUUCAGUCCUAAAGACAAGAUUCUCAUGGUAAAGUGUUUGCAAGAGAGAGGUGAUGUGGUUGCAUUUAUUGAACAAAGAUUGAUGACUAAUCAUAUUUCAGACGUUCUAAAGCUAGUUGAUGUAGGGAUAAUUCAUAACUCAUUAAGCAGAAUAAUCGACACAAAAGAGAGUUGUGAUAUAUGUAUCACAUGUUUCAGUGCAUUGGAAACAAUCGUGAAGGUGGGAAGAAGUAAAUAUCACAAUAUUCAAAAUUUCAUUCAACUUCAGCUGACAAUUGGUAUAUCAGGGUUACUCAUAACCUUGAUUACAACAAUUCUCACAGGAAAUUCUUCCCUAACAGCAGCCCAAUUGAUUUGGGUGAAUACACUAAUGUGUCCUCUGGGUGGCCUAAUGAUGGUGAUGGAAUUAAGUAGCGAGGAAGAGCUUGCCAAACAACCAUCUAAUAGGAAUCAGUCAAUAAUAACAAAGAAAAUGUGGAAAAAUAUAAUUUUUCAGAUUUUCUAUCAGGCUUCUGCUUGCAUGAUACUUGAAUUCGGGGGACAUGUAACUGACAGUGAAAAGCAAAUAAGGAAAGUCAUGAUCUUCAAUACAUUCUUUUUAUGCCAGAUCUUCCAUCUGCUCAAUAUCAUGGAUUUAUUGAAAAUACAAGUUUUCAAGGUUGAUGUACAGAAGUAUUGUUUCUUAAUGGCAUUAGGUUGUUGUUUUGUUUUGCAUAUUGUGAUAAUUGAGUAUGCAAAAAGCCUAGCAGAUUGCAUUCAUCUGAAUGCUACUGGAUGGGCUAUAUGUGUUCUACUUAGUUCUGUUUCAUGGGUACCUGAAUGGACCUUGAAGAAGAUUAUUUCAGUUUUUUUUAACACCAACUUUACUUCACCCUUGGACUCAUCAGAAUCUACCCCACAACCUUUGUUCUAUCUUUAUUUGGGACUUCCCGCUAUGAUGCUUCUUUUAUUCCCUCUAGGACUAGUAGGUAUGAAAUUUCAUUGA
Molecule: messenger RNA, 3120 nt
Organism: Lathyrus sativus (Indian pea)
Lineage: Eukaryota; Viridiplantae; Streptophyta; Magnoliopsida; Fabales; Fabaceae
Source: the annotation of a GenBank genome assembly